This is a messenger RNA of Cajanus cajan (pigeon pea), 4389 nucleotides long. Its product is annotated as PPR repeat protein. NCBI's taxonomy places the organism in Eukaryota, Viridiplantae, Streptophyta, Magnoliopsida, Fabales, Fabaceae. The record is from RefSeq and is a predicted model, not a curated record. Gene Ontology annotation, molecular function: protein binding.
AUUAAAAGCACACCAAAAGAAGAAGAAGAAAAAUAGCGGUAACAAUCUCUUCUUGUUCCUCUUCCGCUUCCCCCAUACAUAGUCCACGCCAUGGCGUUGCAGCUGAACUUGAAUUGAGACCCCAGCAUCACCAUGUCAUUGGAUGCAUAAAGUUCCUUCUUUGUGCUGUGUGUUAGUCUUGAAUUUGAGAUGAGGCACCUUAAGAAGCUGCAUAGCAAGACCCUUAUGUUGGUUUUCUCAUCCCCCAGAACCUUCCACCGUUCUCACUAUCGCAACAACUACUACCCUUUGAUUCCCAUCAGAAGACUCUCCUCCUCACUCCCCAAAGAUUCGAUUUUGAUCCCCCCCACGAAGACCCAUCUCUAUGCUUCCUUCUUUUGCACCCUCAUUCGCCUCUACUUGGCCUGUGGCAGGUUCUGCAUUGCCUCUCACGCUUUCUCUCGCAUGCGUGCCCUUGCUCUCGUUCCCUCCUUGCCCCUGUGGAACGACCUUUUGUACGAAUUCAAUGCCUCAGGUUUGGUUUCUCAGGUAAAAAUGUUGUAUUCUGAGAUGGUGCUUUGUGGGGUUGUGCCCAAUGUUUACAGUGUUAAUUUGUUGGUUCAUUCGAUGUGUAAAGUGGGGGACUUGGGUUUGGCUUUAGGGUACCUUAGGAACAACACUGUUUUUGAUCAUGUUACUUAUAAUACUGUUGUUUGGGGAUUCUGUAAACAUGGAUUUGUUGAUCAGGGUUUUGGGUUGUUGUCUGAAAUGGUUAAGAAGGGUGUGUGUGUUGAUUCAGUCACUUGUAAUGUAGUGGUUAAGGGGUAUUGCCAAGUUGGAUUGGUUCAAUAUGCUGAGUGGAUUAUGGACAACUUGGUUGGUGGGGGGGUUCCACUAGACGUUGUAGGUUUGAACACCUUGGUUGAUGGGUAUUGUGAAGCGGGCUUGAUGAGUCGUGCGUUGGCUUUGGUGGAGCAUAGCCGGAAGAGGGGUAUCAAGCCUGAUAUUGUUACUUAUAAUACUUUGGUUAAUGCUUUUUGUAAGAGGGGUGAUCUUGCGAAGGCAGAGUCUGUUUUUAAUGAGAUUUUGGGCAUUCAGAGGGAGAGGGAUGAUGAAGAAUCUGGUCUGUUAAAUGAUGGUGGUAUUGAAACUCAGGACGAGAUAAGAGAUUUGCAGCCGACUGUUGUUACAUGGACAACGUUAAUUGCUGCAUACUGUAAGCAUCGUGGAUUUGGAGAAUUCCUUUCUCUGUAUGAGCAAAUGAUUAUGAGUGGAGUCCUUCCUGAUGUGGUGACUUGUAGUUCUAUUCUAUAUGGACUUUGCAGGCAUGGUAAAUUAACUGAAGCAGCACUGUUGCUGAGAGAGAUGUACAAAAUGGGUUUAGAUCCUAAUCAUGUCUCAUACACUACAAUUAUUAAUGCAUUAUUAAAAUCAGGGAGGAUAAUGGAAGCUUUUAAUCAUCAAAGCCAAAUGGUUGUUCGGGGCAUUUCUUUUGAUAUAGUUUUGUGUACAACUAUGAUGGAUGGACUUUUCAAAGCUGGAAAAUCUAAAGAGGCUGAGGAAAUGUUCCAAAGUAUUUCAAAGCUCAAUCUUGUCCCAAACUGUGUCACGUAUUCAGCAUUGCUUGAUGGUUAUUGUAAGUUAGGAGACAUGGAAUUUGCAGAGUUGGUGUUGCAAACAAUGGAGAAGGAACAUAUUCUUCCAAAUGUUAUUACCUUUUCUUCUAUUAUAAAUGGAUAUGCCAAAAAAGGAAUGCUCAAUAAAGCAGUUGAUGUGUUAAGGAUGAUGGUCCAAAUGAAUAUUAUGCCAAAUGCUUUUGUUUAUGCUAUUUUAAUCGAUGGCUAUUUUAGGGCAGGUCAACAAGAGGCUGCUGCUGGUUUCUAUAAGGAAAUGAAAUCAUGUGGAUUGGACGAAAACAAUAUCAUAUUCAAUAUCUUGUUGAACAACUUGAAAAGAUCUGGAAACAUGAAGGAAGCUGAGUCAUUAAUUAAUGAUAUUCGCUCUAAGAAUAUUUACCCAGAUGUUUUUAACUACUCCUCCCUAAUUGAUGGCUACUUUAAAGAAGGAAAUGAAUCAGCUGCUCUUUCCAAAGUACAGGAAAUGACACAGAAAAACAUGCAGUUUGAUGUUGUUGCUUACAAUACUUUGGUUAAGGGGCUUUUGAGGCAGGGGAAAUAUGAACCAAAAUCUGUGUUUUCAAGAAUGAUAGAGAUGGGUCUGACUCCAGAUCGUGUUACAUAUAACUCUGUAAUUAACACAUACUUCAUACAAGGUAAAACAGAAAAUGCUAUGGAUCUAUUGAAUGAGAUGAAGAGCUAUGGGGUAAUGCCAAAUAUGGUCACCUAUAACAUUCUUAUUGGAGGGCUUUGUAAAACUGGUGUAAUUGAAAAAGCAAUUGAUGUUUUGAAUGAAAUGUUGGUUUUGGGGUAUGUACCUACGCCAAUUAUUCACAAGUUUCUGCUUAAAGCAUAUUCAAGGAGUAGAAAAGCAGAUGUAAUUUUGCAAAUUCACAAGAAGCUUGUGGCUAUGGGCCUUGAGCUUGACCAGACGGUGUAUAACACUCUAAUCACUGUUUUAUGCAAAUUAGGGAUGACUAAAAUAGCAAAUAUGGUGCUUAUGGAAAUGGUAACAAGAGGAUUUUCAGCUGACAUUGUUACUUACAAUGCCCUUAUUUGUGGUUACUGCACAGGUAGUCAUGUGGAGAAAGCAUUUAAUAUUUAUUCACAGAUGUUGGUGGAUGGAAUCUCUCCAAAUAUUACUACAUACAAUACACUUUUAGGGGGUCUUUCAGCUGCUGGUUUGAUGAGUGAUGCAGAUAAAUUAGUAAGCGAGAUGAAGGAAAGAGGACUUGUCUCAAAUGCCACUACUUAUAACAUAUUGGUUUCUGGCCAUGGUAGGGUUGGAAAUAAACGGGAUUCUAUAAAACUUUAUUGUGAAAUGGUAACCAAAGGUUUUGUUCCCACAACAGGAACCUAUAAUGUGCUUAUUAGUGAUUAUGCAAAAGCAGGAAAGAUGCGCCAAGCUAGAGAACUUUUGAACGAGAUGCUGACAAGAGGAAGAAUUCCUAAUUCUUCAACCUAUGACAUUCUAAUCUGUGGAUGGUGCAAAUUAUCCUAUCAGCCAGAGAUGGACAGGGCUCUUAAACUGUCAUAUCAGAAUGAGGCAAAAAAAUUGCUGAGAGAAAUGUGUGAAAAAGGACAUGUGCCAUCUGAGACCACUCUCAUGUAUAUCAGUUCAAAUUUUUCUAUACCAGGAAAAAAGGCUGAAGCCAAAAGGUUGUUGAAGGUAUUUACCCAGAAGAAGAACUUGUGACAAAUGGUCUAAUGGAAGAUAAGAUGAUGUGAAACUCAAGCUAUUACAAAUCCUAUAUAAAGUGGGUCUUAAUGUCUUACAAGGUCCAAGUGGGAUGAGGAAUAUUGGGGACUGCUCCUGUCUUUUUUAUUUGGCAUUGAAGGUGAUGGUGUUCUAAGCAAUAAGAAAUAGCUUGAACCAAUGACAACCCAUAACUUUAUUUGCAUCAAAACAUAACAAUUACUGUCUUAUGAUGCUAAACUUUAUAUGAUUGGAGUUGUUAUUUAUGGAUGAAGCACUUAUUGUUGAUCCAUUAUGAUCAUUCAAGGAUUGGAACAUGAAAAAAAUCUAGGGUGAGGUGGAUCAACAAUGAAUUUUUGGUGUUAUGGCAGUGUCAACUGCUACCCAGAUGACAAGAAUAUAUUGAAGUUGCAUUGUCAAUAUGAUCAAGUUAUUGACAUCACCGGAGUGACAAAUUCAAUCCAAGAUAGUUCUGGCAUUCUUAGACAGUCAUCAUCGGGCUAUAUAGACUAACUGUUGAUGAGAUUUUGGAGAAAAGAACACAUUUCUGCUGUGCACGGAUUUUCAGGAGUUAAGAGUGAACAAAUGCUAUCAGCCGAAAUGUUUUAUAUUUGCACAAGUGUCAAAAGAGAGCAUUCAGCAGAAAGUUGAAGGCAUCUUGAGACUCAAUUCUAAUUGAAGUGACUUUAUUGUACGUUUCAAGUUUGCAGAACUGGGGCGUUUCCAUAAACACAAGCCAUCGAAUUUAAAGCCUCCUCUUGCCAAAGCUGUGAAACUCCAAACUUGGUCGUUGGUGAAUUUUACUGUUGAUUAUAAAUUUUUUGUGCAGUAUCACUCACCUCACCAAGCUGUUAUAUUCCUCAAAGGAAGGAAGGAACAAUUUGUUUCUUCUAAUAGCCAAACGGAUUGCAUUAUUUUUUACAUAGCCACCCUCCCUUUCUUGUUUGUCUUUGUUGAUCUCUUACUCUCUCAUUCAAGAAAUUUGAACUAUAAUUUGAGGACAUGUGUCUGACUAACGCCAGAAUCAACUACUGAUUUGAAGCUAAUGUACCUUCAUAUAUGUAAAUCACUUUAUAUUCUAAUAUAAUGGUAUAUGAG